Messenger RNA from Anthonomus grandis grandis, 1274 nucleotides. RefSeq lists its product as uncharacterized. The transcript is spliced from 4 exons. Gene Ontology annotation, biological process: pectin catabolic process. Gene Ontology annotation, cellular component: extracellular region. The coding region runs from base 26 to 1210 and encodes 394 amino acids. Lineage: Eukaryota; Metazoa; Arthropoda; Insecta; Coleoptera; Curculionidae. Gene Ontology annotation, molecular function: polygalacturonase activity. The record is from RefSeq and is a predicted model, not a curated record.
UUUAUUGUAUCACGUAACUCGCACAAUGUGUAGCUGUAAGAUAAUUUUUGUAACUUUGUUUACGAUUUUGGGUGCUUCAGCACGCCCAAAUCUAAAGGAAACCUUUUCACAUGCAAAAGUUGGAUAUGCUGUCCUUAACGAAACCGUAGCACCAGCACCAGAUGGUUGUUCCAUCACUAGUGUCAGCGACGUGUCCUCUGUUAUCUCAUCCUGUACCACCAUUAAUGUCGGAUCUUUUGAGGUGCCUGCUGCCAACCAGCCCCUGAUAAUGAAUUUAAAAUCUGGUACUACAAUUACAUUUACUGGACAACUUGUGUUUGCUAAGCACGAAUUUAGUGGCUAUUUGAUUGAGAUUAUUGGCAGCAACGUAAAGGUUGUGGGAUCAAGUACUCAUCAAUUCCAUGGUCAUGGAGAAUUAUAUUGGGAUGGUAAAGGAGGCGCUGGUUCCACUAAGCCAGUCUUUAUGUAUCUAAAGGGAACCAGCGGUUCAUCAUUUACUGGACUCCAUCUUUAUAAUUGCCCAAUAAGAUGUGUUGCUAUUGAUAGUUCUAAUGAUAUCAGCGUUUCUGGUUUCCUAAUAGACAAUCGUGCGGGAGCACCAGGUACUGCUGCUUCAGGAAAAGAGGGUCACAACACUGAUGGUUUCGACAUAGCAAAUACUCAAUAUCUCACUUUAAAAAAUAAUGUGGUUUAUAAUCAAGAUGAUUGUGUUGCCAUCAAUAAUGGUGCUCACAUGCUAAUUGAUAGCGUAAACUGUGAUGGAAGCCAUGGUUUUGAUAUUGCUACUGGGAUGUCCACCACAGAUAAAACCAAAAAUAUUGUAAAUAAUAUAACUUUCCAAAACUCUCAAUUAUACAAUGGGAUGUACGGUCUUCAUAUCCUAACCUGCAAUGACGGCGGUACUGGAUACGUCAGCAACAUUAACUACAAGAAUAUAACCUUUAGUGGCCCUUCUGAUUAUAGUAUUAUGAUUCAACAAGACUUUUCAAAUGCCUCCCAAGGAUCAACCAAAAAUCCAACAGGAAACGUACCAAUUUCAAACGUAAAAUACCAAAGUAUAACUGGUGUAAUGAACGGAAAGUAUUCUUCAGCUCUUACUAUUCGUUGCGCGGUUGGAGCAUGCUCCGGUAUUGCAUUUAACAGUGUUAGCAUCACAAAUGCAAAGUCUGCCAAUGAGUGUAUGAACUACAGUAUUAGUGGCUGGUGUUAAAUUUAAAAAAAUGAUGCUUUGGUAAAAUUUUUAUUUUGUAAAUAAAAAUAAAAAAAUAUAUUUA